Molecule: messenger RNA, 537 nt
Organism: Echinococcus granulosus
Lineage: Eukaryota; Metazoa; Platyhelminthes; Cestoda; Cyclophyllidea; Taeniidae
Product: Partitioning defective protein
Exons: 2
Coding region: 1-537 (178 amino acids)
Biological process (GO): centrosome cycle
Molecular function (GO): protein binding
Source: RefSeq, a predicted model, not a curated record
AUGUAUGCGAAGGUGAGCGUUCACAUAGUGCAUCUUAUCAGGACGGGCUCAAAGCCUUUGGGCUUCUACAUCCGUGACGGAUUUAGCAUCCGCGCCACGCCAACCGGAGUGCAACCGGUGCCGGGAAUUUUCAUUUCGCGCCUUCUGCCUGGCGGUUUGGCCGAGUCUACUGGUCUCUUGGCUGUAAAAGACGAAGUGAUUGAGGUCAAUGGAAUCGAGGUGUACGACAAGACAUUGGACCAGGUGACCGAUAUGAUGGUGGCCAACAGCUCCAAUCUCAUUAUCACUGUGAAGCCUUUCAACCAGAAGACCUGCAUCCAUCGAACCAAAUUUAUGGCUCCAGCCUCGGCCGCGGCGGGAUCUGCGUCGCACCAGACGUCUGCCGUGAACACGAGCCACCGCUCUUCCGCAUCCUCGUCGUCGGCAGCAGCGGGGGCAGUGGAAGGCCACAGACAGGUUCCUCCAUCGCGCGACUCUCCAAAGUCGACAGUGCAGCCUCAUUCUGUACCUGAGGUGCCCGGUACCAUCGACAUUUGA